AUGGGACGCAGUCCCCGGUAUGCCUCCACCGGGGACUGUGGCUUGCCGCUGCUUGGAGGCGCCAGGCCAGAUUUUUCAGUUCGGUCUCGUGAUUUGUUUCCUCUUCCAGUGCCCCCAAGACUUGAAAGCACCUCUGGGCUCAGCAGACGAUCAUCUCAGAGGCUCUGCCGCAAAGUCAGGAAGAUGGACACUGUGAGGGAAGCGGUUCAUGGAUUGAAUUGGCUGGCAGGGCAUGGUUUUUUGCAUGAUAGUGAGACGCCUCCCGAUGAUCUUCAAGCGGAGGUUCUACAGCGAAUUCAUUUACUGGCCCAAGAUUCCGGCAACCUGGGAAGCUUGGAGCGAGUUCCAUCUUCUGAGGCAGCCCUGCAGGCGCUGCUCAAGGGGAAGAGCGAGUAUCACCAGCCCUCGACCCCAGUGGCUUUGGCCCCCUACAAACUCGAGCGCGUAUCCUUACCUGAGGAUCUUCAUGGUUUGCCUCAGGCGGUAGAUCUGUUGCCUCAGGACGCCCGUCGAUAUCUGCAGGGUAAAGAGCUCAUGGUGAAGGAGGGCGAGCCCUUAGAGGCUCCUCCGCCUUACUGGGAUCCGGCACUAGCCAAGAGCAAGAAGCAAUACCGCCAGUUCAUUCAGCACCUCGACAGCAUAGGACUUUUGCAGUAUACUCAAACUCCCAAGAAUGAAGUUGGUGUGUUUUUGGUAUUCAAAAGUGAUGGUGAGCGUAUCAGGUUGAUUGUUGAUGCUCGUUCAACCAAUGCCCUCUUCCAAGAUCCUCCUGGGGUUGAGCUUUGUUCAAGUGAGGGGUUCAGUCGUAUAGAAUGCGAAGUAAGUCCCGGCCUGCGUCCCGGCAGUCCAGAAUUUUUGGCAGAGUUGCAGACUAUGAAUAUCCAUAUUGGUCUUAGCGAUGUCAAAGACUGUUUCCAUCGACUUCGCCAGCCUCGGUGGUUGGCGGAAUAUUUCUGUUUCAAGCCCAUCCGCGCCCACUGGGUCGGGCUCACUGGUACCAUGCUGGAUGGCCAUCGGCUAGGCGAGGUCAGCGUGGGGGAAACCAGAGCGUUGGGGACAGUCUUGGACGGUCAAGCUUUGUGUUCAAAGAUCACGCCUGAACGCUUUCAUAAAGUUAGGAAAGAAUGCUGGGCGCCGAAGCUCUGGGGCAAAUGGCAAUUCCCGGAAGGGAUCAUCACCUUGGAGGCGCGGGCAGCAGUGAAAUCUUUGCGGCGGGUGGCCAUGAGUGUUUUUGGUUCUCAGAUUCGCCAGCUUUUCCUUCUGGACAACAUGUCCUUGGUUUUGGCUCUGGAGCGAAGCCGGAGCAGGCAGUUUAGUCUCCUCAAACAGAUUCGUGUUUUCAACUCGUAUUGCAUUGCUAGGGGAAUCCAGCCUUAUUUUCGAUGGGUGCCAAGUGAACUCAACAGUGCAGACACCACGGUCAAGAAGAAGACCGAGCGCUGUUUGAAACCAGGGGUGCCAACCACCAAGACCUGGAAGGGCAAGGCCCCUGUCCAGAGAAAAGGGGCACACAACCUGGCAGCUUGCACAGUGGCCAAUCGACUGCUCAAAGCCAGCCCAGGGGUGACUGGGCCCACUCUGGACAGCCAGAGCCUGGGCAGCCUAGCUCUAGUCGAGCAGGAUGCCAAGUUCAGCAGCUCAGACAGCAGCAGCGAGGUAAUGCUCACCAAGAAGAGGGUGCGAAAACUCCACUCCCGAGGGCGGCAGCGCAGGCGAAAGUACGUCGAUCUGCUGAUGGAGGGCAAGGACCCACAAAGUUUGAGUGUUCUGGAGAGGCGGGCAGUGGGGCUAACCACAGAGAAAAUGUACGAGAAGGAGCACACCACUUUUAUGACAUUUGCCAAGAAGAGCGGCCACCUAGACAUCACAAACUCCAGCCAAGUAGAUCAGCUUUUGGUGGACUAUAUGAACCGAUGUUUCUUCGAGGGCCAUCAAGCCUUUGUUGGAGACAGGCUGAUCGCCAGCUGGCUUCAUCAUCAUCCCGAGUACAGCCGUACUGGUGUGAAGAGGAUCCCCAGAGCACUCCGAGCGCUGAGGGGUUGGAGGCGUUUGUGCCCCGGAAGGUCACGUACCCCUUAUCCUCUAGCAGUAUGGUGCGGCCUCAGCGUUUUGAUGCUGGAGCGUGGAUUUCCCAAGAUGGCAAUUUUUCUCAUGAUGUCCCUGUCCACCUAUGCGCGGCCAGCAGAACUCCUACGGCUGCGGGUGAUGAGUUUGAUUCACCCAGCCACAGGGGUGACCAGCUCCUGGUCCAUCCUGAUGAGUCCCGAGGAGCUAGGCCAGCCUUCGAAAACGGGCGAGUACGACAUCAGUCUGCUGUUAGACUCUCCUUAUCUCAGCUUUUGGGGUGCGAAGGUGUUCAACAAGCUGAAGACAGAGAAUCAGAACAAUUGCCUGUGGGACUUCAACUACAGUCAGUAUUUGGCCGUGUUCAAGAAAUGCGCCAAACAGAUGGGCAUAGAGCUGUCACCAUAUCACACCCGUCACAGUGGAGCCUCGAUAGAUCGCUCCAGGAACUACAGGAGCCAGCUAGAUGUGCAGAAGCGUGGACAAUGGAAAAGCACCAAGUCCAUUGCCCGCUACGAAAAAGCGGCACGCUUGGCCAAGAGUUGGGAGCAAGUUCCGAACAAGGCCAAGGAAUAUUGCCUGGCAUGCGAAGAGGCAUUCGACGGCAUCAUGGCCAGCCGAAAGUCGCAGAGCCAAGACGUGGCCAUUUGCACACGAGUCGCAGAGCCAAGACGUGGCCAUUUGCACACGAGACACCUGACCGCUGAAGAAAUUGCGCUGCAGCCGAGAAGGGUCGGCGGAUACCCCAAGACAUCACCGGCAGCCGAGGAGCGGAACCAGCAUGGUGCCGGGGAAGCUGCAGCGCAGCAGGCUCGGCCGGAUGCACAGGGUGAGCCACGUGGGAACCCACUGGGCUUCCCCACUUCCAGGUCCAGAGAAGAAGAGGACCUUCAGCUGGCGAUCGCCCUCUCUGAGUCCGAAGAUCGUGGAUUUCCAGCACCUCAAGCUGCCCCACCCGCUGCACCUGGCCCGCAACCGUCUCAUCCCCAAGCAGCAGCGAAAGCAGCUGCCAAGGCGGCAGCGAAGGCAGCACCAGCCCCACCAGCCCCACCAGCUCAACCGCCAGCGCCAGCUCCGAACUUCUCGGACUACAGCUAUAUCGCCAGAUGCACCCAGCACUUCGCAGCAGCCAGGGUCCUUGGUGCAGGUGCAUACGGCACAGUUUACCGUGGAGUAGACCCUGACAACGCCGUAGAGUUCGCAGCAAAGCGUUUGGAAUGCCAAGAUGCACAGCAGCGAGAAUACCUGGAAAGGAUGACGACGGCUGAAAUACGAGUCUUUCACUUAGCUGACUCAGCGAUUCUUCAAAGAUGCCGUCUUUAGGAAGAUGUUUUUUGAACUUGUUGUAACCAGGAGCUAAAUCGCAAGUGGUUAGUGCUUACGGGUUUGAGGUUUCCUAUGCUUGCAGCUUUGCUGCGUCUUUUUCACUCAGGCAUACAAAAGCAUUCAGAAUCAGUUUCUUUUUCCAACCGAAGACACGGCCAAGCCAACUUACCAUGCGGGGGCUUAGGUCCUAACCAACUUCAUCCAUCCCAACAUCAUACCCCUGCUGGGACAUUGUCUUCACAGAGAUGGUGCCGUCUUGGUCUAUGAGUUUCAGCCGCAAGGCAGCUUGGACGCACAUUUGAUGAACGACCAGAAAGCUCAGCAGCUCAGCUGGGGACGCCGAAGUAGCAUCGUGGCCGGUUUGCUGGUGGCGGUGAGCUUCUUACAUCACCACAAUCCCCAGGGGCCCUGCUAUCACCGGGACAUCAAGCCGGGCAACGUCAUGUUGACCGCAUCGUUUGUGCCGAAACUGGGCGACUGCGGCCUGUCGCGCUUUUUGCCCCAAGACCGACCAGGGCAGAGCCGAAUGACCAUGCAGCUCACACAGGGCGCGGGCCCAGCAGGGACUCCUGGCUUUAUGUGCAAACGAUACGUGGAGGGAGGCAACUUCAACGAGAAGUCGGAGGUCUAUUCCAUCGGUGUCACGAUUUUGCAGCUGAUCACGGGCAAAACGGAGUUUGAUGACGACUUUUCGGAGAUGAUUGAAGAAGCAGAUGAGGAGCAGAUUGCCCGGAACGGCGAUCAGCGGCUACCAGCGACUGGCCCAGAUGAGGAGAUCAUGAAGAAACUCUCGGCCAUGGCAGCUGCCAGUGUGCAGCGUUUCUCCAAGAGGAUUCGACUGAUGCCUUUGCUGCGGCAAGCCCGUGAAGCUGCGAGCAGCGGCGCGUCCGAAGCUUCAGCUUUGAGAGCGGAAGUGGAGGAGAUGGCGGCGGAACUGCGGCGUUUGCGCCUGCAGCAAGCCGCAGAAGCAGAACGCGCAGCCGCUGCCAACAUGACCUGCGAGCUGUGCUUUGACGAAGCCUCCGCAGAGCAGAGCGGCAGCUUGACCUGCCCCAAUCAGCACUUCGUUUGUGCCGAUUGCAGCCCGCAAAUGGUCACUAGCUUUCUGGAGCGUGUGAGUGCCAGCGACACCAUGCUGGAAGAUCAUCGCACUAGGAGCGGGCUGGUUCCAUGCGUGCAUGCCAACCCAGCAUUCCAAGACCCAUGCGCGGCUCACUACACGGACCAAGCCUUGGCUAGGGCCCUGCCGAAUGACGUUUUUGUGGGAUACAGGGCUGCACAGGAUGCUACCACCGAAAACCGUCUCUGGCAACAUUUCAACCAGAGGUUUCAAGAGGAGGUCUUGCACGCGCAACAGCAGUUGGAACGCCAGCAAGCCGCCCAUCGAGAGGAAAGAGCUUCCACGGACUUCCUGAGGCGGCAAUACCCAAAUGCUCGCAUGUGUCCCCAAUGUCGGUGUGGGCCUGUGAUCAACGAAAACUGUUUCGACCUCCAAGCCCAUCACAACCAAGCAUCAGGCCGCAGUCGGAUCAGCAAUGCGUGCCGGCAGUGUGGCUUUUUCACCCGGGACUGGAAUCAGUGGUUGCCUUGGGAUGGUGUUAUACGAGGCAAUGGGUAGCUUGGUACUCCUUGCUUCCCGUGUGCACAGUUGGUGCACGGGCCUUGCACAAAGUCUCAAGUUGAGUUUUAAGUGAUGGCCCACUUUCACUUUGCAUCGAAUAUUUUCCAUUUCACCCUGGUCAUUUUGCCCGGUCUCAUCGGAUGCCAUGUACAGCUCAGGUGGAGAUCCAGUCACACGCAAGGGCCCUGUGACCUGGAAGUCCGCCAGGCGGAAUCGACCUGAAAAAUC
Cladocopium goreaui is the source of this 5239-nucleotide messenger RNA. NCBI's taxonomy places the organism in Eukaryota, Dinophyceae, Suessiales, Symbiodiniaceae. The record is from the annotation of a GenBank genome assembly.